CAACCGCUAUAUCCGUGAGACCGACCGUUAAUAGCAGGUUUCCUACCUGUUCGUGCGUCUGUCGUUGAGAGAAAUCUAUAUUAUAGGAAACAAUUUAAUUCAAACAGCAACAUACAAAAAUAAUUUGAGAUUUUAACAGUUAACAACGAAUCCAAGGGCUUGAACAAAAUAACUGGAUGUAAACAGAUUUUAUUGACGGUUUUGUUUGAGUUAAUUGUGUUUGCGUACUGAACUAUCUCACACUUCCCAGUCACAUAGAUUGGGUUGGGGCAACUCAUCUGUGCUCUUAUGUGGAAUAAAACCAAAGCGCUUUUACCCUUUCGCACAGGAUAUUGAAUACACAAGCUAUGACUUGUGUAGUGCUGAGGACUGGAUUUGUUGCCUUGUUGGUUCAGACGGUCUGUUUCAGAUGCGGUGCGGAGGAGCAGCGGUGCUUGACGGGACCCCUCAGAUGUGGUGCAGAGGAGCAGCGGUGCUUGACGGGACCCCUUUCCCAGGACUACACCUUCAGAGUGGCCCAGAGGAGUCUUCAGAAGGACCAGGUGUUGGGGAAAGUUCAGGUGUCUGGCUGUGAGCAGGGUGCAGCGCUGCGUCUGAACUCGACUGACGGGAGGCUGGUUGUGGACGGAGACGGAACACUGAGGGUCAGGAACACCCUGAGACUUCCUGCCCGACGCCACUCCCUCUCACUCUUCACUUCCGGGUCAGGGGUCGACAGGCGCUCCGUGCAGAUAUCGCUGCAGUAUGACCCCCUCAGCCGCCCACACACACAGACGGAUGAGUCUCCUCCUCCAGUGGUUCUGCAGUUCCCUCACUCCUCCUCGGGCCUGCACAGGAGGAAACGAGACUGGGUCAUCUGGGGCCCUCACUCCUCCUCGGGCCUGCACAGGAGGAAACGAGACUGGGUCCCUCACUCCUCCUCGGGCCUAACCCUGCACAGGAGGAAACGAGACUGGGUCCCUCACUCGUCCUCGGGCCUGCACAGGAGGAAACGAGACUGGGUCAUCCCCACCAUCCGCAUCACAGAGAACUACAGAGGGGAAUACCCUUACAGCAUAGUGCAGAUUAAGUCUAACAAAGAGAAUGGGAGUAAUAUUGUGUACAGCCUGACUGGUCCAGGGGUGGACCAGGACCCGAUGGGCAUCUUUAGAAUCAUUCCUUCAACUGGCUGGAUUCAGGCCACGCAGAGUCUGGACAGGGAAGCUGGACCUGAAUACAGACUCAUGGCCGGGGCAGGAGUUGUGAAUUCUCCAGAUCCUGCAGAAAAUCCUAUAGAAAUCAUCAUCCGCGUCAUCGACCAGAACGACAACAAACCUCAGUUCAAUCAGAGCGCGUACGAGGCCAAGGUGCCUGAGGCAGCGGCGGGCGGGCUUGAGUUCCUGCGGUUGACCGCCACAGACGCAGACGAGCCAAACACUGACAACUCUGACAUCAGAUACAAAAUCGUCAGUCAGGAGCCACCUGAGCAGGGCUUGUUCUUCAUCAACACCAUCACCGGAGGACUCCAGGUUGUCACCGGCGGAAAACUGGACCGAGAGACCGUAAAGGAGUACAAGCUCAGCAUCCUUGCAGCAGACGGCCGAGGCGAGGGCCUGGUGGCCUCCUGCACGGUCCGAGUGACGGUUACAGACAGCAAUGACAACGCUCCCCAGUUUCUAAAGACCACAUACAUUGCCAGAGUCCCAGAGAACACUGUUGAUGCGGAGGUGCUGAGAGUGGAGGUCACAGAUGCUGACGAGGUUCACACACCCAACUGGGUCACCAAAUACUCCAUUCUCCAUGGCAACGACGCAGGCUUCUUCAGCAUCAGCACCAGUGCCAGGAAAGAUGAAGGCAUCAUCAGAACAGUCAAGGGUCUGGACUUUGAGCACGGCCGCAGGCGUACUCUGAUCAUCGCCGUGAAGAACGAGGUGCCUUUUGAGGCUCCCCUGGCCACGUCCACAGCUACUGUGAUCAUCGACGUUGAGGACCUGAAUGAGGCGCCCAUAUUUGAGCCUGAGCAGAAACUUGUGGUGAAGCCUGAGGACCUGCCUGUGGGCAGUGAAAUAGCCUUCUACACGGCGGUGGACCCAGACGUCGAGAUGAUGCAAAAUAUUUCGUAUCGAGUGGGACUGGAUGAGGGCGGCUGGCUGGCCAUGAACCCCGUCAGUGGUCUCAUUACUGUGAAGAGUCCCAUGGACAGAGAGUCAACGUUUAUGAUCAACAGGAAAUACAAAGCCAUCGUUUACGCCAUCGACCAAGCAGACAGUAAUCACAUCCCCGCGACUGGAACGGGCACCUUGCUGAUUCAGCUGGAGGAUGUGAACGACAAUGCCCCCACCAUCCACCAGAGGGAGUUUGUCAUGUGCAACCACAACUCCACACCAGCCCUGCUCAGCGUAUCCGACCCGGACGGACCCGGCUUUGCCAACCCCUUCAGGGUGGAGCUCAACGCCAGCCUCCGGAACCAGUGGCACACCAAGAUGGACGCUAACAAGACUGGAAUCCUGCUCACCAUGACGACCACACUGAGCCAAGGCUUCUAUGACAUCAUCCUGACGGUCUACGACAACGAGGGCCUUGGGCAGGUGAACACACUCCGAGUACAGGUGUGUGACUGCACAGGAAGUGACAACAUCUGCAGUGAAAUCCGGGCCGCAGGGUUUGCCUUGUCAGGGAUCCUGGGCAUUCUGGGCGGCAUCUUCCUCCUACUACUGGUACUGCUGCUGGUUCUGCUUCUGGUGAGGAGGAGGAUGGUGACGAAGAAGAAGGAAGUGCUGAUACAGGAGGACGGCGUGAGGGACAAUCUCAUCUACUACGGCGAGGAGGGCGGAGGAGAGGACGACCAGGAGUGUGACCUGAGCCAGCUCCACCUGGGUCUGGACCACAGGCCUGGUGUCUACAGGGACGACGUGGCCCCCACCCUCACCGCUGCCGCCCCCAUGUAUCGCCCCCGCCCCACCAACCCCGACGACAUCGGCAACUUCAUCUCUGGUAACCUGCAGGCUGCCGACAGCGACCCAACAGCGCCCCCCUUUGACUGUCUGCUGGUGUUUGACUACGAGGGGGCGGAGUCGGCCUGCGGCUCUCUCAGCAGCCUGCAGUCCAGCAGCUCGGACCGAGACCAGGACUACCAGCACCUGCACGAGUGGGGCUCGGACCGGGACCAGGACUACCAGCACCUGCAGGAGUGGGGCCCAUGCUUCAGGAGGCUCGCGGACAUGUACGGAGGGGGAGAGGACGAUGAGCUGUGAAGACAUCACUAAGCCUGACGGGGGGUGGGGGGUCAUGUUGUGUUUCUGUGUCCUGGGAAAUGCUUUACUCUCUUGUUACAUUCACAUAGCCUUGCUAUAAACACCAUUGUGAUGUUGAAAUACGCUGUCUGCGUAGUGACGUAAGCACCCACUAGUGGACAAGGAGAACAGUUCCGCCUGAUGUAUGAAGCAGAUGCAUGCAAGUGAUGUCCGUCAGUAAAGCAUCCAAAUCAA
This is a messenger RNA of Clupea harengus (Atlantic herring), 3467 nucleotides long. Its product is annotated as B-cadherin-like. Gene Ontology annotation, cellular component: adherens junction; cytoplasm; plasma membrane. Gene Ontology annotation, biological process: homophilic cell-cell adhesion; calcium-dependent cell-cell adhesion; adherens junction organization. Gene Ontology annotation, molecular function: calcium ion binding; cadherin binding; beta-catenin binding. The record is from RefSeq and is a predicted model, not a curated record. Lineage: Eukaryota; Metazoa; Chordata; Actinopteri; Clupeiformes; Clupeidae.